UUGAGCUUUAUUCCUCUCUCUUCCAUUUGUCUCCAUUUUUCUCGAAUCUCAGCCGUCUGUCUCCCUCUCUUUCGAGGCUGCCGCCGUUCGUCCCCCUCGCCGUUGUCGCCUUCGCCUCCGUCGCCUCCUCCAUCCUUCUCUGCCGCCUUCCUUCUCCGCCGCCGUUAGGACUGCCGUUGUUCCCUUCUCUCGCUGUUGUCCCCUUCUGCCGCUGUUGUUUUCUUUCUUUCAGUUCAAUCUCUGCGAAGAAGAAGUCGCCAAUCUCUCCAAUGUCUACCAACGACGGCAUCCCAGGUGUCUCAAACUGUUAUGUUUUCAAAAGUCGGUUGCAGGAGUAUGCUCAGAAAGUUGGACUUCCAACACCUGUAUAUGAGACUAUUAAGGAAGGACCAUCCCAUGAGCCUUCUUUUAGGUCCACAGUGAUUGUGAAUGAUGUGAGAUAUGAUUCUCUUCCUGGAUUUUUCAAUCGUAAGGCUGCAGAACAGUCAGCUGCUGAGGUUGCUCUGAGGGAACUAGCCAAUAGAAGGGAACUGAAUGAAUCCGUUUCUCAACCAGUGCAUGAAACAGGACUCUGCAAAAAUUUACUGCAAGAAUAUGCACAGAAGAUGAAUUAUGCAAUUCCAUUAUAUAACUGCCAGAAGGAAGAAAAACCAGGCAGGGUGGCUCUUUUCUCUUGCACAAUUGAGAUAGGAGGGAUAAAGUAUAUUGGAGCUGCUGCAAGAACGAAAAAAGAAGCAGAGAUUAAAGCAGCUAGAACUGCUCUACUGGCCAUCCGAUCAAGUCCGUCUGGCCCUUCCGAGCAACCCACAGGGACGUCUGUCUACACCGUUGUUCCCUGCAAAAAGAAGGCUGCUGAUUCAGGGAUUAGUACCCAGGAAACGGUUCUCAAGCCCAAGAAAGGUUCUUUCAAGAAGAAACCACAAAGAAAGAGACGGGUGGGAGACAGAGGUGCCAACAUCAACAUUGGGGGCAUGGGUAAUUUGGACGCUAAUAUUGAUCAUCAUGAUGGGAUGCAAUUGGAUCGAACUGGUGCAUCGGGGAUCCAAGUAGCAGAUUCUGGGUAUCUGACUCUGCAUCAUGAUGUUGCUUCGGUUCUCAAUCAUGUUGGAGACAGGGAAUCAACUGCUCCGGCAUUCUAUAAAGGCGCCGUGGGAACUCCGAAUCCUGAAAAAACUGCUACAUCAAAUGGAGACGGCGUAACUUCUUUGGUCGGUGGGGUGAAUACAUUCCCUGGAAUUUCUUCUCUGUGUCAGGGAGAAGUGCCGAGGGUCAUGGACGGCUUAAACCAGACGGCGUGUGGUGGCAGUGCCGGGUCGAACCAAGGAUAGGGCAGUAGCGGAUUUAUCAUUUAAGAGAGAAGAGUUUUGAUGGAAUUAGGUAGCGAUUACAGUAUUGGAAGUGUCAUUCUGGAGAUUAAUGGUGGAAUGCAGUAGCUGGAAACAGGUCAGUCAUAAUUCAAAUAGCCUGAGGAGGAAUUUAGUUUGUCUAUUUGAUGAUGAAGAUGUUUGUUUAGGCCAUUCGUUGAGAGGGUUUAUCUGAUGCUGGGAAUGGGAAAGAAAAGAUAUUGCCUUUAUGCUUUCAAAUUCAUAGAUUAUAAACUGUUAUUGUUGGACCCAUUUGGUUAGCUUUUGAAUCUGCAUAACCAUUGUAUGCAUAAAGCAACUAUUUGUUUAUUGCUGAUGGUCAUUGUAGACUUUUUCAGGUUUAUUAGGGCGCAAUAUAUUUAUAUAUACAUAUGAACUAUUGGUGCUUGAA
This is a messenger RNA of Diospyros lotus (date-plum), 1755 nucleotides long. Its product is annotated as double-stranded RNA-binding protein 1-like. The record is from RefSeq and is a predicted model, not a curated record. Gene Ontology annotation, molecular function: ribonuclease III activity; double-stranded RNA binding. Bases 270 to 1328 code for a protein of 352 amino acids. Gene Ontology annotation, cellular component: nucleus. The transcript has 4 exons. Lineage: Eukaryota; Viridiplantae; Streptophyta; Magnoliopsida; Ericales; Ebenaceae. Gene Ontology annotation, biological process: regulation of gene expression; rRNA processing.